ACACACACAGUUAUUAUCUUAAAACGCGCCCUUUGAACGAUUCUCUAGCUAAAUUUCAUGCAUAAGCACCUUAUUCUGUGUCCCUCUCUUUUCUAACAACGAAUCCUCCCCUUGAUAAAAUUUUCAGCUACUCAUUUCUCUGUCUGUGGUAAAAUGGCUUCCGAACUGAUUCACAGAAACCCAUCAACCCCGACACAAUCCCCGCCCGAUUCACCGAAACCCACUUCCUCACUUGGAAGGUCUGCCACCUCACUUAACUACAUCGUCCGUGGGCGGCGACUUGUUUUCAUCGUCGUUGGAAUUGCCAUCUCCGCACUCUUUUUUAGCACUUUUCUUGUAUCUCCGUCACAACCGAGUCAGGACCCUGUUUUGGGAUCUGAAUCUGCUCCAGUGAACCGUCGGAGAAUUCUCUACCAAUCGAAUUCCCAAUUUGUUCGCCGAGAAAAUGCGGUUGGGAGGGUGCCGCUGGGGUUGAAGAGGAAAAGUUUGAGGAUUGUGGUGACCGGCGGGGCUGGGUUCGUGGGGAGCCAUCUGGUGGACAGGCUGAUAGGAGGAGGGGACAGCGUGAUCGUCGUAGAUAACUUCUUUACGGGGAGAAAAGAGAACUUGCUGCAACACUUCGGGAAUCCGAAGUUUGAGCUGAUCCGUCAUGAUGUUGUGGAGCCGAUUCUGUUGGAGGUUGAUCAGAUCUACCACUUGGCUUGCCCUGCUUCCCCUGUUCAUUACAAAUUCAAUCCUGUCAAGACCAUCAUAUCCUUUUAAAUUUCUUACAUUUAAUUCGUCUCAAUGCAACAGCUGAUAUCUAUUACAGUGCUUGAAAUACAUUUU
Rubroshorea leprosula is the source of this 828-nucleotide messenger RNA. Lineage: Eukaryota; Viridiplantae; Streptophyta; Magnoliopsida; Malvales; Dipterocarpaceae. The record is from the annotation of a GenBank genome assembly.